AUGGCAUCUUCCAUGAGGAGCUUGUUUACUGACCACAGCAGAUACGUUGAGUCUUUCCGGAGGUUUCUCAGCAGUUCCACGGAGCACCAGUGUAUGCAGGAAUUCAUGGACAAGAAGCUGCCGGGCAUAAUAGCAAGGAUUGGAGACACAAAAUCUGAAAUUAAGAUUCUAAGCAUUGGCGGUGGUGCAGGUGAAAUUGAUCUUCAAAUUCUCUCCAAAGUGCAAGCUCAGUACCCAGGAGUUCAUAUCAUCAAUGAAGUUGUUGAACCAAGUGCUGAACAAAUCACCAAGUACAAAGAGCUUGUAGCCAAGACAUCAAACCUUGAGAACAUAAAGUUUGCUUGGCAUAAGGAGACAUCAUCUGAAUAUCAAAAUAGAAUGAUGGAGAAAAAAGAACUUCAGAGGUGGGACUUUAUUCAUAUGAUUCAGAUGCUGUAUUAUGUUAAAGACAUCCCAGCUACCCUGAAAUUCUUCCAUAGUCUCUUAGCCACCAAUGCUAAGAUUCUCAUUAUUCUUGUGUCAGGAGCCAGCAGCUGGCAAAAGCUAUGGGAAAAGUAUGGACCCCGCUUACCCCGGAAUGACCUCUGCCAGUAUGUCACAUCGUCUGACCUCACUCAGAUGCUGGAUGAGUUGGGGAUUAAGUACGAGUAUUAUGACCUUCUGUCCACCAUGGACAUAUCUGACUGUUUUAUUGAUGGCAAUGAAAAUGGAGACCUCCUUUGGGAUUUUUUGACAGAAACCUGCAACUUUAAUACAACAGCACCACCUGAUCUCAAAGCAGAAAUUAUGAAAGAUCUGCAGAAGCCUGAAUUCAGUAUAAAGAAAGAGGGAAAGGUUCUUUUCAAUAAUAGUCUGAGUUUCAUAGUGGUUGAGGCAUAA
Budorcas taxicolor (takin) is the source of this 879-nucleotide messenger RNA. RefSeq names its product histamine N-methyltransferase (gene HNMT). Bases 1 to 879 code for a protein of 292 amino acids. Lineage: Eukaryota; Metazoa; Chordata; Mammalia; Artiodactyla; Bovidae. Gene Ontology annotation, molecular function: N-methyltransferase activity. The record is from RefSeq and is a predicted model, not a curated record. The transcript is spliced from 6 exons.